GGGUAACAACGAAACGGCUCUUUGGUCUAUCUGUCCUUGGCUUGCUGUUCCUCGUCUUCGUUUUUGUGGCUCCGUUUCCUCACCUCUCUCCUCAUUAUUUAUUCGUAUUUCAAUCUAUAUAUAUAAAUAUUUAUAUAUAUAUAUAUAUAUAUCUGAAUUAUUCUCUCUGUUAUAUAUAUAUAUUUUUUGAAUUUUGUUUGUGGAUUUGAUCUUCGAAAUCUUCGAAACCCUCGCUGUGUUCAUGCUCUGACCGAUCUCUGCAAAUUCGAUCCACUUUGAUCUUUCGUCAUGGAGCGUGUAAUCGGCGGCAAGUACAAGCUUGGCCGCAAGAUCGGCAGCGGAUCGUUCGGCGAAAUCUACCUCGCUACACAUAUUGAGACGUUUGAAAUCGUCGCUGUGAAAAUUGAAAACAAUAAAACGAAGCAUCCGCAACUGCUUUAUGAGGCCAAAUUGUAUAAUAUUCUUCAAGGAGGAAGCGGUAUUCCUGCUACGAAAUGGUCUGGUAUAGACGGGGAAGAGAAUGUGCUUGUCCUUGAUUUGCUUGGACCAAGUCUCGAAGAUCUCUUUGUAUAUUGUGGGAGGAAGUUCUCGCUGAAGACAGUUUUAAUGUUGGCUGAUCAAAUGAUCACAAGAAUAGAGUACGUUCAUUCCAAAGGAUUUCUGCAUAGAGAUAUAAAGCCCGAUAACUUCCUUAUGGGCCUUGGACGAAAAGCAAAUCAGGUUUACAUAAUAGAUUUUGGAUUAGCUAAAAGAUAUCGAGAUGCAACCACCAACCGACAUAUCCCCUACAGGGAGAACAAAAACCUAACAGGGACAGCUCGUUAUGCUAGUUGCAAUACUCAUCUUGGAAUCGAGCAAAGUCGACGGGAUGAUUUGGAGUCUCUUGGAUAUGUGCUUCUAUACUUUUUGAGAGGAAGCCUUCCAUGGCAAGGAUUGAAAGCUGCCACAAAGAAGCAAAAGUAUGAUAAAAUAUGUGAGAAGAAGUUAUCUACUCCUAUUGAGGUCCUAUGCAAGUCUCAUCCAGUGGAGUUUGCUUCAUACUUCCAUUACUGCCACUCUCUGACAUUUGAUCAGCGGCCUGAUUAUGGGUUCUUAAAGCGAUUGUUCCGUGACUUAUUUGCUCGUGAAGAAUAUGAAUUUGAUUAUGUUUUUGACUGGACAAUCAUCAAGUAUCAGCAGUCACAGAAGAACAGAACUCAGCCAAGAGUGUCUCCGGUUGUUGGUGGUACACAUAAUCAUCAUGCAACACCUAUGGAAGGGGACAAUCGUCAAGGUGUGUUUAAUACCUAUUCAGCAGCAGAGGUUUCAGAUCGUGUUAGAUCUGACAAUGUUUCAAGCCCUGCAGUGCGACUGCAUUUUAAACAACCAACUCCGAAGAAUUUGAGUUCUGACAAUGCUCUUGACAUGAAUGUUCUAAAUGAUUCUCGGAUGGCCACUGCAUCAUUUACACCUGCUGGCAGCUCAAGAGGAAAUUCUUCUAAACCUUUGCAGUCCACCGAAUCUCCAAACCGUGUACAGGGAAAUGGUCACAGGAUUGGUCCUUCAAGUAGCUGGAUUUCGUCAUUACAGAGAAUUUCGUCUGCCAAGUAAUAAAAAAUGCAACAGAUCUGGCCAGGACUAUUCUAAGCUACAUCUAUGAAGCUGCAAAUUGUGAUGAUUUGAUGUUAUCUUUUUGCAAUGUAAUUGAAGAGAUUCUGGUGAUUUAUUGGCAGAAGCUGCAACAUGCUUGCUCGUUUAAUGACUGUGUUAGUCCCUGAACUAUUUGCAAGCUCAUGUUAUUCUUUUUUUUUGCAAAGGUGACUAAAAUGCUUUGGUGGUUACAGAAUACCAACUUUCUAAAGCAUGGCUUCUGCUGUGUAAAUAGAAGUGAAUCACAGCAAUCUUGUACCUAUGGUUCUAUGUGACAUUACUGGUGUGAAAGAAUUUCGUGCUUUUAACUAAUUUUUGUUGCUAUACUUUAAGAUUCCUUUUGUAAGGCAAUAUGGAUGAUACUACUUGUUCAUAUUGCCCAAUAAUACCUCUUUUAUUAUUGUGAGUGCAAUCUUAAAUUUUCAGCCUACUUUAGACUAGAGCAUGAAACUACUACUGUGGCUUUUAUGAUGAAAUUUAACUCAAUAGGGUUGAUUUAGGAUUCAUGUAUUAGCUUUUACAAUUACUUACUAGGUUCCAGGCGUGUACGGAAGUUUACUUUUCUGCCCAAAUAAAAAUUUACUGAACUGACUUGGCUUUCA
Molecule: messenger RNA, 2231 nt
Organism: Benincasa hispida (wax gourd)
Lineage: Eukaryota; Viridiplantae; Streptophyta; Magnoliopsida; Cucurbitales; Cucurbitaceae
Product: casein kinase 1-like protein 3
Biological process (GO): protein phosphorylation
Molecular function (GO): protein kinase activity; ATP binding
Source: RefSeq, a predicted model, not a curated record